Molecule: messenger RNA, 3256 nt
Organism: Toxotes jaculatrix (banded archerfish)
Lineage: Eukaryota; Metazoa; Chordata; Actinopteri; Toxotidae
Product: CD99 antigen-like protein 2
Exons: 11
Coding region: 235-1395 (386 amino acids)
Biological process (GO): T cell extravasation; positive regulation of neutrophil extravasation; homotypic cell-cell adhesion
Source: RefSeq, a predicted model, not a curated record
CAAUUCAGACAAAAGGAGAGGGGGACAGAUCCGCGGCGGCGCGCACUGAGCCGAGCAUCUAAGCACCUUGGAGACGCCACGGGUUUGAUCCGACGCGCAAGAACGCACCGGCCCACCGACACACACGCCCUCCAGAUCCACCUGAAGCCACCAAGCCGGUUAAUUGUCCUGUUCGAAGGCCGUGGAAAGGGAGACUGAGCCCCGGUUCAUUUGCAGCCAGAACACCGUGUUCCCAUGAUGUCAUACCUGUGGAUUCUUCUGUUAGGAAGCCUGCUGGCUACAAGCGCCAAGGCACAAGACGACCUGGGCCCAGUUGAGGAGACAGCAGCUCCUGAGAUUGAAGCCCCUGAAGAAGUGACGGCAGGGGGGCACGGAGGACCUGAAAGUGACGAUCAAACUGACCUUACAGCAGAGGAUGUACCACAAACUGAGGGUGAACCUGAGUCUGCUGAGCCUGCAGCCGAAGCAGAGGAACCAGAGACUCCUGCAGCUGAAGAUGCUGAACCAACGAUUCCUCCUCAGGAUGACACAGAACCAGCGAUUCCUCCUCAGGAUGACACAGAACCAACGAUUCCUCCUCAGGAUGACGAGGAACAAACGAUUCCUCCUCAGGAUGACGAAGAACAAACGAUUCCUCCACAGGAUGACGCAGGAUUAACCACUCCUGCAGUCGGGGAUGCAGAAUCAGUGGCUCUCGUAGAUGGAGAUGGAGAUGGAGAAGUAACGACUCCUACAGCAGGAGACAUGGAAGCUGAAGCAGCUGCAACAACAGAAGAGCCAACAACUGAACCACAGGCUAACGAUCCAGAGGCAGAACCUACUGAAAGCGCUGAUACAACACUGGCUCCGACAGAGAAUGGAUCUGAUGAAGAAGCCGGACCAGGGGCAGAUUCACCUGUAGAAGAUAAUCAGGAAGAAACUGAUCAAAAAGAAAGUGAUCCAGCUGCUGCUGCAGAGCCAACAAACAUUGCUGAGGAAAGUGUAGUACCAAAGGUCGCAACUGGAGUGGGGGCUUCUGACAAAACAAGUAAGAACACACAUGCAGAACAUGGCUUAAACUUGGAAGAUGCUCUGUCAGACAGCGACCUUACGGACAACGACCAACAGCAUACAGGAAAGAGCCGCAGUUCAAACCCUGGGGCAAAUGCUGCUAGUGCCACAGGCGAUGCAGACAAGCCUCAGACCAAAGAAGCCAGCUCCAGCUCUUUAGCAGCCAUCCUGAGUGGAAUUGGUGUGGCUGCUGUGGGAGCAGUAACUGGAUACUUCACCUAUCAGAAGAAGAAGCUCUGCUUCAAAAAUAGACAGGAAGCGGAUCCAGAAGCUGCACGCAAAGCUGAUGCAGCAGAGGCUCAGUCAGAUCCCCAGGUCCUUAGCAACCUGCUGAACUCCUCCUAGACCAGCAAUGAUCACAUGACUGUCUGAACCAACUACAGUCAAGCAAAGUGGCAAUCUCACUGUUAGGCUCUAUCCUCUGUAGAGCUAAAUUACUGUGAGGCCCCAGAGUAGGGCUGUGUGUGUGUUUCUGUCUGACUGAUUGUGUGUGUGUUUCUGCCUGACUGAUUGUGUGUGUGUGUGUGUGUGCGCGCGCGUGUGUGUAUGUUUGAGUGCGCAAACAUUUGUUCAUCCUUGAGUGUAUGUGCAUAUAAGUGGGGAAAAACGAGUUAGAUAAGAAAAUGUAAGUAAAUAUCCUGUAUGUGAACCUUAGGGGUUUUAUGAUUGUUACAGUGUAGGAAUUUGUUGGAAAGAUUGAUCAAAAUUUCUACUUUAAACCAAAUUCAAAAGUUUUUUUUUUGUUUUGUUUUGUUUUUUGUCUUUUCAGACGGACCAUUAAAGAGAUUCAGUCUCAAAGUAUAACCAUGAGAUGGCUAACUUAUAGAACUACCUUUUAUAUUGUUAUUUGUAUGGCUACCAUCUAAUUCUAGUAAUUCAGUGUGAAUAGAAACCAGUGACAAUUUUUAAUGUUGUAGACGUUUAACUUUGUACUGAAUUCUUACAUGUGAAAUUUUUAUUUCUGUCAAUCCUGUCAUUGCUUGAGCCAUCCAUAUGAUUUUGAAAAUCCUCUGACACCCAGUCACUUAAGUAAAACCUAUUUUUCAUUAAUUUUCAAUACAAUUAUCUGCAUUACAAACGCAGGAUAGAUGGAUAUCAUGGGACCUCAAUAAACACCAUUUCUUGGAUCCUGGUGAGGAAUAAUAGUAUAGGAUUAAAAUCCCAGGAUUCUGGGGAUGUUCUUAAAUUGGCCAAUCUGCGUUAAGAGGGCCACUGAUGUCACUAUAUGUGUGUGUGUGUGUGUGUGUUUGUUUGUUUUUUGAUUGGUGAAGGGGCUUAGUUUUAAAUCUUGCUGGGUCACCACCACUUCUCCUCAGUCAGUCAAUUAAAUGGAGAUCAGUGAAAUCUCUUAUUAAUCACUCAAAAAUCCAAAUAAAAUAAAUUUGAUUUGAAUCGUAUCAGUUUAUUUACCUAUACCCCCCCCAGCCCCUAAACUUAUAUCGUCUAAAUUUACUGAGGAGAGUUGAGGUGAACUCUAGUUCGACCCGUCGAUUGAACAAAUUCAAAACGUAGUAAUGUAUUAGACAAUGUUCUGAUGUAGCUUCUGUCAGUCUAGUUGUGAUGCAGUAAUUUCUUCUCUAUAGUGCCUUUCACUGACACAGCCUGGCUUGACCAAUUUACAGACACACUGAAGAGAUCAGGAAUGUUAAAUGUGAAAACAGGCAAAAUAGUAGAUGAAUGUAUUAAAAGAUAUCUUAGAAAGAAGAUUCAGGAAUGUGUGAUCUUUAUUAAUUCAUAAAUUCUCAUUUUGGUGGUUGGAAAUUCUUACCUUGAACUGCUUGCGCAGUAACAGCUUAUUGUAACAGCUGCUACAUAUCUGUUCUCACCGGGCCAAUUUCAUGUCUUAUUUCCAGUACUUUUUUGAUAUGAUAUUGCAUCCAACGCUGUUUCAACAACCUCUGUUAAUUUCAGCAGUAACACUCUCCUCACUGUGUCUCUUUGUUUGAGCAAGCCAGUUGCUGUCACAGUGUUUUGUUUUCGUUUUUUUUUUUUGUAUUGUUCAUAUCUCCACAUUACAAACACCAUUCACCUGUGAUUUUUUUAUAUGAAUUUAACAUUUAGCAGUGGUGUCUCUGAGCUGACACAGAUAAUCUUUAGUCAGCUUGCUGGCUGUGGUAUUUUGUGAUUAUUAUUGUGAAAUGCCGAAGCAGCGAUACUACAUUUAAAAAAAAAAAAAAAAAAUCCCAACAGUUUUGCCCCUUUUUUU